Messenger RNA from Fulvia fulva, 171 nucleotides. RefSeq lists its product as uncharacterized. The transcript has 2 exons. Bases 1 to 171 code for a protein of 56 amino acids. NCBI's taxonomy places the organism in Eukaryota, Fungi, Ascomycota, Dothideomycetes, Mycosphaerellales, Mycosphaerellaceae. The record is from RefSeq and is a predicted model, not a curated record.
AUGGCGGUUUGGGCAAACUUCCCGCAUUACAAGAGCGCGGCACGUGGAGGUGGACCAUCUCCCGGCGAGGGUAAUGGUGGCAAACCUCCAGCUCUGCAAGAACGCGGCAGUAGUCCAUCUCCAGGAAUUGGACACGGUGGCGUUGGUAAACCUCCAGCACUACAAGCAUAA